CACUUGGCAGUGAGGAAAGGACAUACAAGAACAAGUCGUUUGUUACUCUCUAGUGAAGCAGAUCAACCACUACACUUGGCUUGUAAACGAAGGCAUACUGAGACUGGCAAUUUAUUGUUAUCUCAUGGGGCUGAUGUAACUGCUCUAAACAAGCAACAACAAAGACCUUUACAUUUGGCUAAUGAAUCGAUAUUAAACUCUUUUCAAGUACACAAUGGUGAUUAUGCUCUACACAUAGCAGCUAGAAAUGGUGACAUUCAGACUGUCCAGCUGUUAGUGGAUUGUGGAGCAGAUGUAAAUGCAUUGAAUGAAGAUGGACAAACACCACUACAUGCAGCAGCUGGUGGAGAGAAAGACUGUCCUGAAUUGUGUUCUAUGUUACUAGAACAUAAUGCCAAGAUUGAUGCAGUGGAUAAAGAUGGAAACCAACCACUACACUUGGCUUGUAAAAGGCUUAAUUCUAAAACUAGGCAAGUCUUGUUGCAUCACAAUGCAGAUGCAAAUGUUUUAAACAACAAGAAAUACAAACCCUGGCAUUUGGCAAGCCAACAAUUGACGUGCAAUGGUAACAAUGCUUUGUAUAAAGCAGCUGAAAGUGCUGAUUUACACACAGUUCAGCUGUUGGUGGAUUGGACUGCUGAUGUAAACGAAGUGAAUGAAGAUGGACAAACACCUCUACAUGCAGCAGCUGGUGGAGAGAAAGACUGUCCUGAAUUGUGUUCUAUUUUACUAAAACAUAAUGCCAAGAUUGAUGCAGUGGAUAAAGAUGGAAACCAACCACUACACUUGGCAUGUAGAAAGUAUCAUACAAAAACUGGUCGCUUAUUGCUCUCUAACCAAGCCGACGCAAAUGCAUUGAAUAAAGACAUACAAACACCACUACAUACAGCAGCUGGUGGAUUGAAAGACUGUCCUGAAUUGUGUUCUAUUUUACUAAAACAUAAUGCCAAGAUUGAUGCAGUGGAUAAAGAUGGAAACCAACCACUACACUUGGCAUGUAGAAAGUAUCAUACAAAAACUGGUCGCUUAUUGCUCUCUAACCAAGUCGACGCAAAUGCAUUGAAUAAAGACAUACAAACACCACUACAUACAGCAGCUGGUGGAUUGAAAGACUGUCCUGAAUUGUGUUCUAUUUUACUAAAACAUAAAGCCAAGAUUGAUGCAGUGGAUAAAGAUGGAAACCAACCACUACACUUGGCAUGUAAACGAGGUCAUACAAGAACAAGUUGUUUGUUACUCUCCAGAAGAGCAGAUGUAAAUGCAUUGGAUGAAGAUGGACAAACACCACUACAUACAGCAGCUGGUGGAGAGAAAGACUAUCCUGAAUUGUGUUCUAUUUUACUAGAACAUGAUGCCAAGAUUGAUGCAGUGGACUGUCCUGAAUUGUGUUCUAUUUUACUAGAACAUAAUGCCAAGAUUGAUGCAGUGGAUAAAGAUGGAAACCAAUCACUACACUUGGCAUGUAGGCAAGAGCAUGCAGCAACUGUAACUUUAUUGUUAUCUCAUGGGGCUGAUGUAACUGCUCUAAACAAGCAACAACAAAGACCUUUACAUUUGGCAAAUCGAUCAAUCCUAGAGGGCUCUUGGAAUGUACAUGAUGGUGACCACGCUUUACACGUUGCAUGUAGAAAUGGUUACAUUCAGACUGUCCAGCUGUUAGUGGAUUGUGGAGCAGAUGUAAAUGUAUUGAAUGAAGAUGGACAAACACCACUACAUAAAGCAGCUGGUGGAGAGAAAGACUGUCCUAAAUUGUGUUCUAUUUUACUAAAACUUGAUGCCAAGGUUGAUGCAGUGGAUAAAGAUGGAAACCAACCACUACACUUGGCAUGUAGGCAAGAGCAUGCAGCAACUGGCAAUUUAUUGUUAUCUCAUGGGGCUGAUGUAACUGCUCUAAACAAGCAACAACAAAGACCUUUACAUUUGGCAAAUCGAUCAAUUCUAAGGAAAUCUUGGAAUGUACAUGAUGGUGACCACGCUUUACAUGUUGCAUGUAGACUUGGUGACAUUCAGACUGUCCAGCUGUUAGUGGAUUGUGGAGCAGAUGUAAAUGCAUUGAAUGAAGAUGGACAAACACCACUACAUACAGCAGCUGGUGGAAAGAAAGACUGUCCUGAAUUGUGUUCUAUUUUACUAAAACAUGAUGCCAAGAUUGAUGUAGUGGAUAAAGAUGGAAACAAACCACUACACUUGGCAUGUAAACGAGGUCAUCUUGCAACUGAACAGUUGUUGGCUUCCCGUGGAAGUGCUCUAAACAAGAAAUUUGGUCAAAAACAGAAUGAGAUAUCGAUGGACCAAGUGAAGCCGGUUGCAACACUGGAGACAACUGUUGGUCCUGAAGGUGGACGCUACAGCUCAGAGAUAUCGAUGGAACAAGUGAAGCCAAUUGCAACACUGGAGACAACUGUUGAUCCUAAAGGUGGACGCUACAGCUCAGGCAGUUUGUCUAUUUUUGUUCCUGAUGGUGCUGUGAGUGAACCAGUCAACAUAAGAAUUCACAUGUAUGUUGACAAAAGACUAAUGCCACCAUGUACUAAAGCUAAUGAUGAAUACAUUUUGAGUCCUCUCUAUGUCUUUGAACCUCAUGGAUUAACAUUUUCCAAACACGUGCAAGUGUAUUUUCCUCCUCCAGUUGAUCCUAAAGGAUGGAAUUUGUCACUGAUGAGAGCAAUGUGUGAUACUUCCACUUCAUCUCAACUGUGGGAGCCACAAGCCAUAGUAACAUACAAUUCUGAUUUGGACGAAGUGAAUGUGGAGGACCCAGACUGUAGGUAUGACCUUACCAGUGGGACUCUGAGUGUAAAACACUUCUGUGGGCAUUGGUGGUUUGGAAGAGUGGUUAGCAUGUUAUUGGCUUCAAAAAAUAUGCUGUUUUCUGUGUUUGGUUAUCGACAAUUACCUUCAAAGAAUAUUUGGAAUAUCACGAUUCACUGCCAUGAUGAUUGUGCUGAGGUUACUAAGCGGAUGAAAGAUGGUGAGACUACAUCACACCCAGGUCGUGUUUCCUUGUGUCCGACUCGGAUAAUGCAAAUGAAGUUUACAGGCAACAUUGAAUUUAGUGUAGAUGGUGAUUGGAGUACUACUUCACAGCUACCGACUAUGGAUGCUGCUAAAUUUUGGAACAAAUGGACGUGCUUGGACAAAACAGUUCCAUUAACUGUGGUGUUUAAGCAUGGUGAUAAUCCUCCUUCAAACGACUGUGUUGUGAAUGUUACACAUGAUGAUCAAACUGUUUGUCUAAAGAUGUCUCCUGACCUUGUUCGAAGUGGCAAUAUAUCAGAAGCAGACUGUUUAAUGCCAAGUCCACGUUUGUCUACAGAUGUGACACCUGAGGACUUAAAUCAUCUUGCUGACAUGAUAGAAGGAUGUUGGCAAGAGUUUGCUUCAGUUCUUGCACCCAAGCUGUUUAAAGUUACAGGAAAAAUUGCUGCCAUAAAACAAGACUAUCCUACUUCUGCACUCCAAGCUAAAGCUAUGUUGGAAAUUUGGCGUAACCAACUUGGUGCUAAACCCCAGCGACACUUACUUAUUGGUGCAUUAAUUCAACGAAGAUUAAGAUAUCAGGCAGAGGCUGUGUUUGGAGUAGAAGUUGUGGAGGAGAUGUUGAAAGGUACAAGAACAAGUGGCCAGACAGACUGAUGAGACUAAGCAAAAGAAUGUACGUACACUCAGUAAACCGACAGCGAUGGAUCUGCUGUUCACUGCUUUACCGUAUGAUGGACAUCAAGAAGUCUUGAUAUGUAGCAUGAACAGCAAGUUCCUGAAGCUCUAACCAAUCAAAUAAAGAUGGAACACGAAUGUCCAAUAUUAUUUCAAUGUUGUUUGUUAACUGUUGUACAGCACAUAUAAUACAGUGUGUAAGUGGUGACUUAUGUAUGGUGGGGAACAUUUACGCGGUUGCUAUAUAUUUGCUGUUAUUCAGUAUGUUGGAUUAAUCAAACUCAUUGUAAAACGUAAAUAGAACGGAUUGGCACACGUUGUAUUGUCAAUCAGUAUGUAUAAUGUAAUAGAAUGCAGAAU
This is a messenger RNA of Corticium candelabrum, 4017 nucleotides long. Its product is annotated as ankyrin-1-like. The record is from RefSeq and is a predicted model, not a curated record. The annotation marks the transcript as partial. The transcript has 10 exons. Lineage: Eukaryota; Metazoa; Porifera; Homoscleromorpha; Homosclerophorida; Plakinidae. Gene Ontology annotation, molecular function: protein binding.